GGAGGACCUGAACUUUGAGCUGGAGCUGUGUCUGAAGGUCUUGACUCGUAGGAUGAACGCCCUCCAGACUCUGUUUCUCUUGGCCACCGGCCUCUCUGUGGCUUGCUGUGGUCCAAGGGCACCAAUCCAAAGGAGGGCGCUUAACCAGUUCAGGACAGAAAUCCAGUGCCUGAUGUCUGACAGCUCGCCGGUUUUGGACUACUAUGACUACGGCUGCUACUGUGGAUAUGGCGGCUCUGGCACACCUGUGGACGAGCUGGACAGGUGCUGCCAAGUGCAUGACAAGUGUUAUGGUGACGCCAUGCAGCACAACGCAUGCUGGCCCAUCAUCGACAACCCUUACACCGAGUUCUACGCCUACAGAUGUGCCAAACAAAGCAAGAUGAUCACCUGUGGCAAGAACAACGACGCAUGUGAGAUGUUCAUCUGCGAGUGUGACGGGAAGGCUGCCGAGUGUUUCGCCAGAUCGCCUUAUAACCCCGAGAACAAGCGACUGCCCAGUGAACGAUGUCAAUAGAAGACUUCUGCAGUUAAUCGAACGCAGGAUCUACUCCCACACACGACACACUCAUCACUGAGCUCUCAGGAGCGGCAGCAGCUUGUUUCGUACGCUCAUUGAAAUACUCACACUGACUUUGUACUGUCACAUUCUCAAGGUCAUGGUUUUCUUUUCUCCUUUCUCUGUGCUGCGUCUCUAUUUUUCGCUGUGGAUCUGUAUCCUGACAUGAAACACCAGUAGAUCUGCAUCUCUACUGAUGCCCAGUUAUUCACCAGUAUGAUCCGAACUCAAGUUUCCACUAGAGGGCGCUCUCAUGUAGCUCUUUCUUCACUUGCUUGCUGAAAGUAGUUUAUAGACUGUAGACUUUAAUAUUGGCAAAUUAAUCAAAUUAUACAAAUGCUUGCAGUACUCAAUAAAGAAGAUACAAACAAUUA
Molecule: messenger RNA, 933 nt
Organism: Limanda limanda (common dab)
Lineage: Eukaryota; Metazoa; Chordata; Actinopteri; Pleuronectiformes; Pleuronectidae
Product: phospholipase A2-like
Exons: 4
Coding region: 53-517 (154 amino acids)
Biological process (GO): lipid catabolic process; phospholipid metabolic process; arachidonate secretion
Molecular function (GO): phospholipid binding; calcium ion binding
Source: RefSeq, a predicted model, not a curated record